Messenger RNA from Emiliania huxleyi CCMP1516, 415 nucleotides. RefSeq lists its product as hypothetical. The transcript has a single exon. The annotation marks the transcript as partial. The record is from RefSeq and is a predicted model, not a curated record. NCBI's taxonomy places the organism in Eukaryota, Haptophyta, Isochrysidales, Noelaerhabdaceae.
AUGGGCGGCAACAACACGGACCCCUCCACCUCUGCCCCGUCGCUCUGCCGCGUGGAGCGGAAAUGGCCGCACUCGCUGACGACCACGCGGUGGACGGCCCCCACGAAUGUGACGAGGAGCGCCUUGUCCGCCUCCGCCUCCGAGAAGGACUUUGACGAGGGCGGCUCGGGGGUGUACUCCCCGAAGCCCCACGGAGUAGACAGCAAGCCGCCGCCUGCUCACAGCUGCAGCCGUGAAGACCGUCAAGUCACGGGCAGCGCCGUCGCGGAGGAGGGCCGGGCCGCCAAGGAAGGCCAUCGGCGGAACGCCUGCCCACGCCCAGGGCCCCCUGCCGCUCACCUUGAGGACGGCUGGGUGGGAGGCGUGCCCCGGGUCUGCCCAGCCUUGCGCGCGACGCGCGGCUGCCUGCGGGUCG